Messenger RNA from Archocentrus centrarchus (flier cichlid), 648 nucleotides. Its product is annotated as CD209 antigen-like protein C. The record is from RefSeq and is a predicted model, not a curated record. Lineage: Eukaryota; Metazoa; Chordata; Actinopteri; Cichliformes; Cichlidae. The coding region runs from base 1 to 648 and encodes 215 amino acids. The transcript has 4 exons.
AUGUCAGGACAACUAAAAAGUAUGUUUAAAAAAAUUAUACCAAAACUUAGCAAAAUGAAAUCAACAAUCAACAAAUAUAAUCACAGCGAAGCUGCACAGUUCUCUUUUUUCAAAAACAACCUGACUGAGCAUCUCCAGGCCUCUAUUAACGAGCUCUCUUUCAUGGCCAGAGAGAGAGACCUGCUGAACUCAAGCGUCACUGAGCUAAAGAAAGAACUCACUUCGAGCAGACAGAGAGAGAAAGCCUGUCCAGCAGGAUGGAGGACGUUCAGUGGUUCCUGUUAUUUCCUCUCCAAUGAGUCUGGUUCAUGGACGAGAGCCAGACAGGACUGCAGAGGCAAAGGAGCAGAUCUAGUCAUCAUUGAUGUCAACAGUGAGCAGACAUUCCUGUCUAAGUUAACAAAGUCAGAAACCUGGAGCUGGAUUGGUUUGACUGAUGGGUGCAUUGAGGGAACCUGGAAAUGGAUCGAUGGAUCUUCACUCACUCUAAGGUACUGGGACGAUAAGCAGCCUGAUAACGGUGGCGGUGACCCAAAGUGGGGUGAAGAAGACUGCGCACAUAUCAGAAGCGGCAAAAAUACAGAAGAAAACUGGAACGAUCGCUCAUGUGAGGCUGAUCUGAGGUGGAUCUGUGAGAAAAUGGCUUAG